AUGCAAAAUCCUCUUCCUGAUGGUCAAUCUCAGAUCAAUAUCCUCCGGUCUAUAUGUAGCAUUAUGCAUCGUCUGCCUUUGUUUAACACCUUGUCCUGUGUUUCCAUCAGAGGGGUAUCCAGCAAUGACUUCACCGGUUUGGAAAAUCUGUGUAAAAAGAUUAUGAAGGAGAAGCAGCAGUUUGAGAGGUUGGAGAUCUCCAAAGAAACUCUUCUAGAGAUGUUUAAGUACAACAAGUUCAAAUGCAGAAUCUUAAAUGAGAAAGUGGACACUCCAACCACCACAGUAUACAGAUGUGGCCCCUUAAUCGAUCUUUGCAGAGGACCCCAUGUGAGGCAUACUGGAAAAAUUAAGGCUUUCAAGAUACACAAGAACUCAUCCACUUACUGGGAGGGGAAGGCUGACAUGGAAACACUGCAAAGAAUUUAUGGAAUUUCAUUCCCUGACACCAAAAUGCUAAAAAAGAAUGGGAGAAGUUCCAAGAGGAGGCCAAGAACAGAGAUCACCGGAAGAUUGGAAGGGAGCAGGAGCUGUUUUUCUUUCAUGAACUGAGUCCUGGAAGUUGUUUCUUUCUUCCCAAGGGAGCGUUCAUCUAUAACCAGCUGAUUAACUUCAUCAGGCAAGAGUACAGGAAGAGGGGCUUUCAAGAGGUGGUCACCCCCAACGUGUAUAACAGCAAGCUGUGGCAGACAUCCGGUCACUGGCAACAUUACAGUGAAAACAUGUUCUCUUUUGAAGUGGAGAAGGAGAUCUUUGCACUGAAGCCCAUGAACUGCCCAGGACACUGUUUGAUGUUCGACCACCGGCCUCGUUCGUGGAGGGAGCUACCACUGAGAAUGGCAGACUUUGGAGUUCUUCACCGCAAUGAACUGUCUGGUGCCCUCACAGGACUGACUCGAGUCAGGCGCUUCCAACAAGAUGAUGCCCACAUUUUCUGUGCCAUGGAGCAGAUUGAAGAAGAGAUAAAGAACUUCUGAAUUUCCUACGGGCUGUCUACGAUGUUUUUUUUUGGUUUUUUUUAAAAAAAUUAAACCUUUCCACCCGCCCAGAGAAGUUUUUUUGGUGACAUUGAAGUUUGGAAUCAGGCUGAGAAGCAACUUGAAAAUAGUUUGAAUGAAUUUGGAGAGAAGUGGGUGUUGAAUCCUGGUGAUGGAGCUUUCUAUGGACCAAAGAUUGAUAUUGAGAUUAAAGAUGCCAUCGGUCGUUACCAUCAAUGUGCCACAAUUCAGUUGGACUUCCAGCUCCCCAUUAGGUUCAAUCUGACCUAUGUCAGGUAA
Molecule: messenger RNA, 1277 nt
Organism: Staurois parvus
Lineage: Eukaryota; Metazoa; Chordata; Amphibia; Anura; Ranidae
Source: the annotation of a GenBank genome assembly